AUGGCCCAGUGUCUGCUCGGAAAGCACCCGCUCCAACAAGUCUCGAGUCCUUCCAGAGGAUUCUCGGCCCUGGUUCAUUUCGUGGGCCUAAGUUGCUUCAUCUGGUCUUUCAAAUUUAAUGAGGCAUAUGGCUGGCAUUUCCAAUACCUGACGGUCAUUGGAUUAUCCCUGUCGACUCUGACCUUUGCUGUUGGCCUGUUGGCAGAUGUAACCUUAUCGACUCGCCUAUUCCUGGUCAAAAACCUUUUCUCUAUUUGCAGUACUCCCAUGGAAGUGCUCAUCAGCAUUCUUUAUUGGAGUCUUCACAUAAUUGAUAGGCGUCUGGUUGUUCCUAGUUGGGCUGUGCUCCCUGUGCAUGCUGAUGUCAGCUUCCAUGCCAUCCCCUCCGUGGUUCUCCUGAUCGAUCUCCUUCUUCUGUCUCCUCCAUGGACUAUAACCGUCUUGCCUGCUCUAGGAUUGUCCGGCACAAUUGCAUUUGGUUAUUGGAUCUGGAUUGAACGAUGCUUUGCUUUUAAUGGGUGGUAUCCUUAUCCCAUUUUUGAACAGGUUCCAUUUGAAGGCCGCAUUGGACUCUUUGUGCUGAGCGCCUUAGUAAUGGCUCUGAGCACUAUAAUGCUCAAGUGGGUCUACGGUCGCGUGAAUGGCUUUGAAACCUCUAUUUCUCCAAAGGCACGCUCUGGGGCUGUCAGGCAGAACGGCAGCCUUUAG
Aspergillus tanneri is the source of this 708-nucleotide messenger RNA. RefSeq names its product putative integral membrane protein. The coding region runs from base 1 to 708 and encodes 235 amino acids. The record is from RefSeq and is a predicted model, not a curated record. Gene Ontology annotation, cellular component: endomembrane system; membrane. NCBI's taxonomy places the organism in Eukaryota, Fungi, Ascomycota, Eurotiomycetes, Eurotiales, Aspergillaceae. The transcript has 6 exons.